GCCUGGCCGCCGUGACAUGGCUGGUGCUGAAGCUGAGGCAGGGCGUCCUCAUGCUCGCCGUGACUAGCGCGGCCAGGACCACGUCCCUCGUCGCUUUGGAGAGGGUCCCGGCGUCCUGGCGGCCCUACCUAGCCUACCUGCUGGGGCUGCUGGGCAUCCUUCUAGCCGGCUACUCCGACCGGCUCUGGCCCCUGCGGCGGGCCGCCCCGCUGGCGGAGCCUCCCGCCGCCCCCCCGGCCGCGGACGAAGCCCCGGUGCUCAGGCGGCGGCGGCGGUCCAGCUCCAUGAUCUCCACCGAGAUGUCGGGCGGCGGCGGCAGCAGCAGCAAGACCCACCGGCGGACCUCACUGCCCUGUAUCCCCCGGGAGCAGCUCAUGGGGCAUUCUGAAUGGGAUCACAAAAGAGGACCCAGAGGCUCACAGUCUUCUGGUACCAGUAUCACAGUGGAUAUCGCUGUCAUGGGAGAAGCACAUGGGCUCAUUACAGAUCUUCUGGCAGACCCUUCGCUGCCCCCCAAUGUGUGUACUUCACUGAGAACAGUGAGCAACCUGCUUAAUACACAGUUAACCUUCCAAGCCAUCCACAAGCCAAGGUUGAACCCUUUGGUAUCAUUCAGUGAGAACUACACCUGCUCCGACUCAGAGGAAUGUCCAGAGAAAGGAGAGAAACUGGCUAUUCCCAAGCGCUUACGGAGAAGUUUGCCUCCAGGACUGCUGAGACGGGUGUCCUCAACUUGGACAACAACAACAUCAGCAACAGGAUUACCUACAUUGGAGCCAGCUCCAGUGAGAAGGGAUCGCAGUGGCAGCAUCAAACCUCAUGAAUCAUCUUCAUCCAGCAGUGAUUCCUGGAACAACUCAAUUCUGAUGACAAUCACGAAGAGCAGGUCCUUCUCCACCUCCUACACCAUGUCUUCUACCAACCACCUGAAUGCCAAAAGGCAGAGCCGGCAAGGUAUCCCACCAAAUAUUUCACCUCUCACCUCCCCGUGCCAUUCACCGAUUCAGGGAACUCCUGCCACAAGUCCUACCGGAAAAACAUCUUCUGUGUCAUUUCCGGACUCUACAGAUACUGAUACCAAGCAAGGCUUAAAGCCACACAAAGUCUUAACUUCUACUCAGAGUGCACCUACCCUCUCAGACCCUAUUAUCAGCCCCUCUGUCAUCUGCAGCAGCUGUGGCAGACCCUAUAACCAAAUAGAAGCUGGUGAUGGGACACUAAGUAGAAAUGAUGGUACCACACACACUCUGAACAGAACAGAUGAUCCUGCACAAGCCACUUCUGACUAUGAGACCAACAACAGCGAUAGCAGCGAUAUCGUACAGAACGAUGAUGAGACGGAGUGCUCCAAGGAGCAGACACGGAAGGGAUCCGUCUGUAGGACCUACACACCUGAGACCAUCAUUCUGCAUCCCUUGAUACCACCUGAGGACAAACCUGUACUUGCUCCUGAGCCCUUGGUUAUGGACAACUUGGAUCCCCUGAUGGAACAGCUAAAUAGUUGGAACUUCCCAAUCUUUGAUUUGGUAGAAAAAAUCGGAAAGAAAUGUGGUCGGAUUCUCAGUCAGGUAUCAUACAGGCUUUUUGAAGACAUGGGGCUGUUUGAAACCUUUAAAAUACCAGUGAGGGAAUUCAUGAACUACUUUCAUGCCUUGGAAUGUGGAUACCGAGAGAUCCCUUAUCACAACAGAAUCCAUGCAACUGAUGUUCUCCAUGCUGUUUGGUACCUUACUACUCAACCCAUCCCAGGACUCCCAACUGUGAUUAAUGACCAUGGGUCAGCAAGCGAUUCAGAUUCUGACAGUGGAAUCACUCAUGGCCAUAUGGGUUAUGUGUUUUCGAAGACAUACACACCUACAGAUGACAGCUAUGGAUGCCUAGCUGGCAACAUCCCUGCCCUUGAACUGAUGGCUCUUUAUGUAGCUGCAGCCAUGCAUGAUUAUGAUCACCCAGGAAGGACCAAUGCCUUUUUGGUAGCAACAAGUGCUCCUCAGGCAGUGCUGUACAAUGACCGCUCCGUCCUGGAGAACCACCACGCUGCUGCUGCGUGGAACCUUUUCAUGUCAAGGCCAGAGUACAACUUCUUGGUCAACCUUGACCACGUGGAGUUCAAGCAUUUCCGCUUCCUCGUCAUUGAGGCAAUUUUGGCUACUGACCUGAAGAAACACUUUGAUUUUGUUGCCAAAUUCAAUGCCAAGGUAAAUGAUGAUGUUGGAAUUGACUGGACUAAUGAGAACGACCGCUUGCUGGUUUGCCAGAUGUGUAUUAAGUUGGCUGACAUCAAUGGGCCUGCAAAGUGCAAAGAUUUGCAUCUGCAGUGGACAGAAGGCAUUGUCAAUGAGUUUUAUGAACAGGGUGAUGAAGAGGCUAGCCUGGGCUUGCCAAUCAGUCCCUUCAUGGAUCGCUCUGCUCCUCAGCUGGCACACCUCCAGGAAUCUUUCAUUACUCACAUUGUGGGACCACUAUGUAACUCCUAUGACUCAGCAGGGCUGAUGCCAGGGAAAUGGAUAGAAGAUGGUGAUGAAUCAGGAGACACUGAUGAGCACGAAGAGGAAGAAACAGGAGAAAUGGAAACUUGUGAAAAUACUGAAUCCAGAAAGAAGACAUUCAAGAGGAGGAAAAUCUACUGUCAGAUCACUCAGCACCUGCUUCAGAACCAUAAAAUGUGGAAGAAAGUAAUUGAGGACGAGGAGAGGUUAUCUGGGACAGAGAAGCAAGGUGCGGAGCCGUCCACGCUGCACCAAUCUUCCGAACAAAUCCAAGCCAUCAGGGAAGAGGAGGAGGAGAAGGGGAAGCCCAAGAGGGAUGAAGAGGAGAACACAACUGUAGAACCGAAUCAAUGACAAUAUUUACAGCAGUAUUUUAAGAAAGAUUGACUUGUGCACAGACUCUUUCUCAAGCCAGCACAGCAUUUAGACACUACACUGUAGAAGUAUGGGAUAAUGCGCCUACAGCUGUUUAAUUUGUUUCUCCUUCCUUUUUAUGGUGAGGUACCUUGUUUUAACUUGUAUGCUCAAGGAAGCUUUCACACUGCGACACCGGCUUUUACAGACUUUCUUUAAAGAGAUCCGGGGAUGGGUGGAAUUAUAUAAAUAUAUAUAGAGAGAGACAGGGUUAUUGGCUGCGCACUUCAGCAAAAUACAUUUAAUGAUAUAUUAUGGUCACUGUGAUAUUUACAGAAGAAAGUUAUCUAAGGAAAUGCUGCUUCUAAAGCACGUUUGCAGUUAAUAGUAAGGUACCAGUUAAGUAGCUUUUGCUCUUAAUGCUGAGGGUUAAAAGUUCCAAAGCUUUGUAUGAAUGCUGAUACAUCCUGCCAACAUCUGUGUGUCUGUGGGUGGGUGUUUGCGAGUGUGAGUGGAAGUAACACAAUGCAGCAUAGUUUGAGUUGUUACUAUGCCAGCUGUAGCACAUGUUCCAAUGUAGGAUGACAAACAGAAGACCUGAAUUUUAGAGAAUUUGUGCCUGCAAGGGAGUUGGAGGGCAUUUUGAGGAGCUUUGUGCUGCUGCAGGCAGCAGCCUUCCAGCAGGGGCUGCAGGGCCAAGGGCUGCUUGCCUGGCCCCCAGCGCAGAGUCCUCUGCCUCUCCCUCUUCUACACUUGCCAGACUGCUGGCAAAAAGGAUGUGCCAGGCAAUUUUUCCUGGCUUCUGUAUGCUUCAGAGUGUGUGUAUGGCCGUGUGGGGCAGUGUGUGUGUUUGGGCAGGAGAGAGCAGAGAGCAAAUGUGUGUACAUACUCGGAAACCAGAGGCACGCUGUCAUCUUCCUACCCUAACCUUAUGCCUCCGUGCAUCAGUGGCCAAAUAUAUCAUUUAGGAACCAAGCUACACUACAUCUCUUGAGAGCAAAAGAUGGGGAGUGUGGGGGCCAUGCCCUUCCUCAAAAUAAAAGGCAAAUGAUGCAUUAGGAGCAGUGUGGGGACAGGUGCCAGUCCUGUAUUGGCUGGACAAUCACAUGUCUCAGCAACCACUCGCAUGAGUUUCAGAGAACUUGGUUUUUCAGUGCGAGGUGCUGGAUGGGAGCAGUUUGUUGCUAGCAUUCUGCUUAGAAACAGUGUGUUUGAUCCCACCAACAUAUUUUUUUUCUUUUUUUUUUUUCUUUAAGGAAAAGGAAAAGAUCGGGCCUGUAAAAAGAUGAGAUCUUUUUUUCUUUUUUUUUUUUUUUUUGUGUUGUUUAUUUGUUUUCUCUGUUGUUUAUGCUGUGAGCCAAAUGUCUAUUUAAAAGGUUGGAUAUUCACUUUCAAUAUUUUAUUUCACGAUAUUAUAUUUGUCAAUGAUUAGCUAUCUAGAUGUAAAUAUGGAAAAAUUUUUAUGGAUUCCUGUAGAUAAUGAUAUCUUUAAGAAAAAAAAAAAAAAAAGAAAAAGAAAAAAAGGGAAAAGUUUUUUUGUAAAGCUAAUUUUUUAAGAAAUAAAUACAAAAGCAUUUUUAUACAGUGUAGCCAUUUCCAAACCCAGCAAAUAAGGUCUUGAGUAAUUUAUAUAGACUGUUCUGGGAAGCCAGUGGUCUACAGUAUCAAGGCUUUAAGAUAUUCUUUUGGAGACUGGCAGCGCCAACCAAUACCACACAAUUUAGUUUCAUGCCCCCCAAAAGAAUUUAUAUAUAUGAAGUUCAGUAUCUCUCAAAAAGGAUUUGAGUACCUAUCCUUUUUAUAUUUUGAUCCCACAGCCCCUUGCCAAGAAGAGGAUUGCUUGUGUAAGAAUGCUUGUGAAAGAAAGAGUUUGUAGGAGAAGUUCUUUCUAUAUUAAAUUUCUUAUAUUGCACCCAUCACUUCUUGCUAUUGUUAUGCGUUCAGCAUAUUUCAUGAUCCUAUUGAUUCCUACCCAAUAAUCUUGUAAAACAUUCUCUAUCAAAGUUGAUCAGUGUGUGUGUUAUCACUUAAGAGUUUCUUUGUGCUUUGGUGUUUCUGUCAGAGUGAGCUUUCAUGGGGAAACAGGAUUUUGGUUUCUUAUAGGUUGCAUUUGCCUGAUGCCAUCCCUUCCUACUCUUACCAGUAGAGAAGGUAUUUGCCUUUUGACAGAGUGACUCCAGAGUGUGGCACUGAAUGCUCUCAUCGGCAGAAAUAUUGAAUAAGUGUUUUGCAGUGAAAUCAGAAAAGCCAAGGUCCUGAUUGCGCUAUUAUUUUUUGAGGGAAAGGAUAUUGCAGUAUUAAUUUUCAAAAGAAAAAAAAAAAUGUCUCCAAGAUCUCAGCAAGUCUCCAUCAGCUCCAGCUGUCACUGUUUUCACACCUCUUCAGUCACUUUGAAUAAUCAUUUUAUUUGGGAUUUUCUUGUACAAGCAAUAUGCAAACCUUAUAGUAUGAGAAGAUUUUAAUAUUCCUCAUUCUGUCCUUUAAUAUUAAACUUACAGAGAUGAUUUAAAAUGUCACAUCUCCAAGGCAUUUUUUUCUCCAUUUUGAGGGCAUGAUCACUGGGACUGGAUUAUUCUUGAUUUUUAUAUUGCCUUUGCUACAAAAAGAAAAAAAAAGGUAUUGCAGAAAGGGUUAGUGGGCACUCAGUUGGUAAAAUAACAGAGAGAUAUUCAAGAAUGAGGCAAAAUCUUGCACAUAGUCCUCUAAAUAGGCAUAUAUAGGGUUGAAAUAAGAAAAUUAGCCUAAAACUGUGCUGACAUGGAAUUAUAUUUUUCCUAUUCAUAAUUUUUGGUUGCCAUUAGGUAAAAUCAGUUUCAGGUUCUGAUUUAUUAAGUUUUCUCUCUAUAUUGCCAAUGCAGCUGUCACAGAUUGCUACUGCAUUGCUAUACAAGCUGUUUGUGGGUACAGUUUGAUUAGCUUGGGUCUUUUACAGUGAAAGAAUUGCUGACAGGCUUAAAAUUGGAAAGUUUGUUGGUUUUCUCCAACCAGGGAGAAGCUAAAAUAGCUGGGAGUGGUUAAAGUGGUAAAAAGCUGAAUAACAGAAACCAGUUUCUGCAGAUAUCUGCAGAUAUUAGUCCUUCUUUCAAUCUUUGCAGUGCAUUUCUGAUAGGCAGUGAUCAGAAAAUUUCCCACGUUGGCUUAAAUAUAACCCACCAAUAAAAAAUGCCAGAGAGAUUUUAUAUCAAACAUGUGAAUACCAUGUGUGUUUCUUUUUUUUUUUUAAGUAGGUAAUGAAGCAGGUAACUUUUUUGUUUGCUUUGGUUUUGGUUUUAAUGUUUUCUGUUCCAAAGGAGGAAAAACUUUUGAUCUGCAGUAGCAGCAACCUUUCAGGUGAGAUAUUUACAAUGGUAAAAAAAAAAAAAAAAAAAAAAAGGUUUGUAUUUUAUCUUUCAGUUCUUUAAAAACAGAUAGAAAAAUAGAAAAAGACUGGAUUAUUUUUCCAAUUGGCUUUUUCGUUUUCUUCACUGUAAUGUCACUUGGUGACUGAUCCUGUUCCUUUCUAGUCCAGGAGAAGUUUGCUGUUCCCUGAAGUAGAGAUCUUCUUGCAGUGCUUGCAGCUCCCGACACAGUGAUAAAAGCACUCUGCCUGUCAUGUAAUUGUCACAUAUUAUCUCUUUUGUCCCCAUAUUCUCAUUGUGCUUGGUAGUCACAUGCUAUGUAACAUAGAAUAUAACUUUGCUUAUCAUGCUUGUGUUGCAGAAAGAGCGUAUGGAAGUAGAGAGUGUGAAAGGCCCAAACUGUUUAUUCCCUUUUCUUUUAGAAGGAGCCUGAGACUUGAGUUUCCUUCAGAAUUGUCACAGAAAGUAGAAUGCAGUUUGGAGAAUCCAAGGUUCUUGCAAAACUGAGCAACAGUCAGCAGUACAGUCUGUGAGGACUUCCCAGCCCAUGCCCCAGUCCAGGCACAUUUUCACCUUGUGUUGUGCUCGUGCUGCCGAGUUGUGAGCUGAGUAGGUGUGAGGUAGCUGUCAGCUUGAGUACUCAGCUGCCUGAGCCCCACCAGGUUUUAGUGGGACUUGGGAUCCUAGAAAAUUUUCUCUAUUUUUAAAAUGAGCCUCAGACACUUGUGGAAAUUUUGCCAUAGUAGAACGCAGCAAGCGGUUUGUGGUUGGUCCCAAAUAUUAAUGAAGUAUUUGUGCAAAGUCUCAUUAAUUAUCAGGCACAUUCUCCUUGGUCUCUGUGGUGUGAUCAUGUGCUGGUGUAUUUGCUGUUGAUGAAAAUGGUUGCAGGUUUGAGUCCACCCUCUGACAUGCUGACUUCAUAAAAAAAAAAAAAACAAAAAAAACCAGGAUAAUUGCAAUUACUUUUGCACAACUUGUUUAAGGAGGAAAGGUUGCAAGCAAGAGAUGAGAAUUUCUUGAGCAUCCCCCAGAUUCAUGGGUGGAAGUUUAGGUUGAGGUACAUGACUCUCCCAGACCUGCUGCAGGCACUGCAUCUGUGAGGCAGGUGCAGAAGGUUUCUUGCUAUUUCCAGUCUUGGACCUGGAUGCUGGCCUGAAACCUCAGGUAUUCCUCAGCUGGAAGCACAGCACUGGUGUAAUUAGUCCUGGGGUUUAUGAGGUUAAAGACAGGGAGAAAGGCAAACUGACAAUUUGUAGGAAAAAGAAGAGGAAAUCUUAGUCCAGUAUGAAACAGGCUUUGUGCAACACACUGAAUUUUCUUUAGUUUUCUAUCAAAAUCAAGUGUAAUCCCACUGGAAUGAAGUAAACAAUGAAUUUUUGGGGUUUUGAUUACUGUUUUAUGUUGCAGCAUUGGUCAAAAUGGUGGCAGCAUUAAUGAUAAUUUUUCCCAUUAAGUAGGGUGGGGAAAUCUCUUUUUUUUUUUCUUCUAUACUUUCAGGUGAAUCAACAAAUAAAGAGUGUCCAGGCCUCCUGAAGAAAUUGCAUGUUCACUGUUUUUGAACAGAUGUGGGAAUAAUUGAAAUUAGGUGACAGGUCUCAAGCAGUCCUUGGAAGAGCUAGGAAAAAAUACUGAUUAUUGGAGACAAAAGCUGAAUUAGAGCAAGAUAACAUCAGUACUGUUGAGUGCACCUUAGUAUGAUAAAUCUAUAUUUGAAUUUCAUCCCUUUCCUUUAGCAAAACAACAUUCCUCUGGAGGUAAAUCAAAGGCAGGGUUUUAGCCCCUGCUGUGGUAGUUAUUGAAUCUCAGCAUUGGAGGGAGCACUGUGACUCCAUUUACAUCCUAAUUAUAAUUUAUUCAGAGGCCAUUAGUAGCUUUUUCCUGGCAGGGGGGGGUCUUAAUAAAAAAAACACUACGUCUCCUCCAGAGGACUUGGGCAUCACCUGUGUCAACGCUCUCUUGACUUCUUAGGAUGAUCCAAGCUGCUCAGGAGCUUGCAGGCAGGAGUGUGUAACUGAAGAGUCCAUUUUCACAGUGACAAAAAUGGGCAAAAGCUCAAGCUAGUCAACAAUACUUCUUUGAUAAAGCUGAAAUAAGGAUAAGCAUUGUGCAGUCUGAAAGCUUGCCAGCAUCACUGGAGGUGUACACAAACAUUGCACAAGUAAAACUGUUUCUUCUGGCAGGUGAUGAGUUCAGGUAAAACCAGCUGGCCUUGGCUGUGGUCUGUCAAGCUGAAUGAUCUAGUAAACUAAUUUUUAAAUGCAGUAUUAUAAUUCCUCCUCAUUAAAGAAAACUUUGCUUGAUGCUAAAGUGGGAAGAAAAAAUUAUAAUACUUAUUUCAGUUGAGCUGUUUGGGUGGGUAGCCCAUGACAGUUGUUUCUUAGUUCCAAAGCUGAGCUCCUGAUAUGUCCAAAGUGUAGAAAUGGGACAACAGGUGAGAGACUUGUUCUGCUGUGGAUGGUGUAUGGGAUCUGUGUGCACCAAGUAGCACCAUUUAAAUCUGCAGGUGUGGAAAGUGGUGUAUCCCAGCAGUGAAUUAGACCAGGAAAUCCAAAUAUUUCUAGUUUCAAUCUGUGUUGGAAGCAUAAGAGCAGGUAGAAAGGACUUUGCCACAGCUGCAGACCAUAUAUACUGUUAUGGUUGAAUUCUCUUGACCUGAUUCAAAGAUCACAGAAAUCAGAUUGAAUGAGCAAAACACAGCCCAGACUGUGGAUCCAGGCAGGCAGGUGUGUGUUAGCUUGCAUUUCCUCAGGCUCACUGAGGAGGAUUUGCCCAUUGGCCUGCAGGUGUUGUGAGGUUCCAGGGGCACAGCACAGGUGGGAGGAAAAGAAAAAAUGUCAAAUAUCAGAGGGUUAUUUUCCAAGUAGCUAUAGAAAUACCUUAGAGUGAUGUAAUCCAAGCCUGCACUCACCUCUCCAUGGUUAGCUCACAGAGAAAGCCCUGAGGUAGCGUGGCUAGAUGCUCUGUCUUCCUUUACCACAGUGAAGACUUAGAAGCAAUGCUUGUGAAUCAGAAGUUGCUCUUAAUUUCUAAAUUUUUAUUUCAAGGAGAUUGAUGAUUUUAGAUUUUGUUGUUGGUUUUUUUUCUUCCCUGACCCUAGCCAAUUUUUCCCCACGCUUUCAAAAAAAGAUCAGAGAGAAAACACUUUGGGCUUUGCCAUGCAUGUACAUACUAUUUUAGGUAGAAAGCCCAUCCUGUUAAAGCUGUCUUUCCUUUUCAAAACUCCUGCCUGAUUCUGAUACACAAUGAAAACCAUUUUGAAUGCAAAACUUUCAAUUUUAGAUGUUUGUAAACCCUAAUACAAUAUUGCAGAUGGUGUCCUAAAAGAUCAAAGACAGCAUUUAUAACUGCUGUGUGGUGUUGAUGGUAUUUUUAAUGUUUCAACCAUGUCAGCAUACACUUGGUCAUUACUUUUCUGACAUUAAGUCUUCUUUUUCUUGCAUAAUCAAUAUAAGAUGUUUGCAUGAGAGAACGUAAUUUAAGUUCACUUUUUUAAAAGACGUGAUUCAUACUGUAGGUUAUAUUUGUUUAACAGAUUAAUGUUUUCACUGACAGAUGGCAGUUCUUUUUCUUUUUAGUGCUCUUGGUAGAAGAACAUCUAGGACAUCUUCCAACAGAAACACUUUUUGUAACCUUUGUCUCCAGUAGUGGAAGUUGUACCUUUCAAAAAUAAUUAUUUUCCAAUACGAUUUGGCCAUCUGGGUAACAAUAUGCAGGUAUGUAUAUCACAUAUAAGAUGUGAUGUUAAAAAAACCCAAACAAACAAACAACAAGAAAGUGAUACCCUUUUAGUGAAAGUAUUCAAGAAAAUAAUUUAGUCAAAAAGUCAAAACAACUUCUGAAUUCAAAUUUUGCCUAUGUCAAUGUAGUUGAAGCACUUGACCCCCCACUAGACUUUGGGGCCAAAGUGUACAAAUAUUGGAUCUGAGGAAUUUGGUCAUCUUACAUCCUAUCCUAUGAGGUUUGACUCCUAGCCUUGGACCUCAAGGCACUGAACCUCAGACACAAUGAUUCUAUGAUGCUCAUUCAGACUUUGCUCUAGAAGCAAGUUUCUGCAGCUCACCCAAAUACUUCAAAAUUAAUCCCUCCUUGAUUUUUUUCCACUUCAAAAGAUGAGAGAAAGGGGAGAAAUGUCAUUUUAUAUGGCUCUAUUUGAAAAGAGUUUUGUGUACCUUUAUAAUUCUUUUGAAGCAAUAUUUUCAAAAAUUACUGCCAGCCAAAGUGGCAAUGCAGAGAAGUGCCAUCUUGUUCAGGAUUUGUACACACCAGUUUUUAACACAGUGUUCUUUUCACGAAGUACUACAUACGUUAAUUUAUAUUUAUAUAUUGUCAAUAUUGUUGUAACCAAGCUUCUCCUUUUUAAACACUUCAGGAACAAGGCCUUGUAUUUUUAGGUGAUUUUCAUAAACAGAAUAAUUCUUUUCCUUUCACUAGUAUCUUGCACUUGAUACAUGUAGCAAUACUUAAUAUAUUCUCUUCACAAGUAUUUGUUAAGUGAUUUAGUUAAUGGCUGAUAAAUGUUUUGUACAAAAUAGAUUCUGUACAGGAAAAAAAAAUCUUUUAGAUAAACAUUAUUUAUUUUUACUGUUUUGUAAGUUAGACACUAUAAUGAAGCUCCUUUUUGCCAGAAUUACUGGAAGUGCCUCUUGGUAAAAUGUAUUAUACAGUAAAUACGUAUUCAAAAUUAUUAGAAAUACUUGUCACAAAAUGAACAAUGUGGAUGUUGCAAUGUGAAGACAAUUGUACAACAUAAAUAUAAUUCUGUGGUA
Messenger RNA from Calypte anna (Anna's hummingbird), 10947 nucleotides. It is a transcript of the gene PDE3A, whose product is annotated as phosphodiesterase 3A. Gene Ontology annotation, cellular component: cytosol. The coding region runs from base 51 to 2843 and encodes 930 amino acids. Gene Ontology annotation, molecular function: 3',5'-cyclic-AMP phosphodiesterase activity. The record is from RefSeq and is a predicted model, not a curated record. The transcript has 16 exons. Gene Ontology annotation, biological process: oocyte maturation; positive regulation of oocyte development. Lineage: Eukaryota; Metazoa; Chordata; Aves; Apodiformes; Trochilidae.